AAAGCCAGUAAGAGAAAGGGAUGGUUCACCAAAAAUUCUAAUUUCCUCACCAUUUGCUCAAACUCAAGUUGUUCUAAACUUUUAUGACUUUCUUUCUCCUGUUGAAGACAAAACAAGAUAUUCUGAAGAAUGUUGGCAAAUAGCAGCUACUUACUUCCAUAAUAGGAACAAAAAAUAUGGUUGUCAGUGGCUUUUUUUUCCACAACAUUCUUUAGUAUAUAUUUAUUUGUGUUGUAAAUGAUGUACAUCAUAACCAGAACCAGAAAGAGCUUUAUUGCCAGGUAUGUUCACACACAUACGAGGAGUUUGUUAUCGUGACAGAGCUUCUACAGUGCAACUGGAUUACAGAGACAGGACAAAAAACAGAUAAUAAAUAUAUUUAAAAAAAUAGAAGUAAGUAGUGAAUGCAAAUAUACAAAUUGACAACUGUAUGUCCAGCUAUAUUACUAUAUACAACGUUAAAUGUGCAGCUGUUAUGUGCAAAUUGGCAUGUAAAGUGUGUUGUUAAAUAAGUGUAUAGCAAGUAGUGAUGUUGGUUCCACAAUUAUUAUCAUCAAGUGUUCAUGAGAUCAUUUUACAAUACAUGUAAUGGAAAAUAGUAAAUGUGCAGAUUUGUCCAAAACUCCAAUUGCUAUUAUAUGAUCAGCUCACCAGUUUUAAAUGUAAUGUUAAUCAUCAAAUCUAUUAAAGAUUCACUUCCUUUAGGACUCCUCUACAUCUUCGUUGAAGUUGAAAAAUCUUCCCCUUCACUGUUCCUGUUUCCAGAACUAACACAUUUUUUCUCCCCAAUGUUCUUCUAAAUUUAAAUCUAAAGUGCAAGUGAUUGCAGCGCUACAUUUUUCACACCUAUCCAGCAGCAUCUUCAAAAGCUUAAAGAGAUCAUCCCAAAAAUAAGACUUUUCCAUCUUUUACUCAUACUUCACUAGAUCAAACCAUAUUUGAUUUUUUUUUUGUCUUCUGUUGAAACUAAAGAAGAUAUUUAAAAAAAUAUACUGGUAUACUCAUUGACUUCCAUAGUAUUUUUUCCGAUAGGUCUAUAGGUGCCAAUAACCAGCAUUCUUCAAAAUAUCUUCUUUAGUGUUCAACAGAGGAAACAAACUAAUAAAGGUUUAAAACUGCACAAGGAAGAGUAAAUGAUGCGGUCAUUUUUAGUGGGUGAAGUAAUUUGAUUUGUGAUGUCACAAAAGAUUUUACUGCAAAUAAAUGAUUAUUUAUUUUAAUAUAUAAUCCUGAAAAAAAAGUAUUGAGCCAUAAAAUAGAACAGUUAUUUAAAUGAAAACUAUUCCACAUGAUAAGUUUUGCAUUAGUGAUUUUUUUUAAAUGCUGACCCACAACAUGGAAAAAUAAUGACAGGUUUUAAAGAGGAUUUCUGACACUUUCCAUGUCUGCCAUUAUUUAGUCCAACAGAAAACAAGCAAUUGGUUAAGAUGAAAAAAAAGAAAAGAAAUGAAAAACAGAUUGUUUGCAGGUUUUGAGUGAUUCAGCCUAUGGCUUAGUUGUUGCUGUCACCGCCUUUCAAGAGAGUUUAUAACAUACUCAAGUGUGCGUGUGUGUGUGUGUGUGUGUGUGUGUGUGUGUUUAUGAGCUGACCCUGUGGAGUUGCUCCAGCAGCAGCUGCACAUGUAGUGAAGUGAUUGAGCAGUUGCGAUAGUGUGUCGGAGAGUCAUUCUCUCUCAGCUGCUCUGAGGAAUCAGAGACCCAAACAAUCUCCCAUGAGAAAGACCUUUAGAUUUUGGUUUAGAGAGCAAAGGAAGGAUCUUGUGACCUCAGUUGACAAGAAGCUGCCAAAUGGCUUUCUGGAAGAUCAAGAACAAACAGUGGUGCUCCUCCCCAGAUCACCGUCUCCAUCAAAGCGUUAUUUUCCCAUCCCGCUGGACUCCCUGGAGGAAGAGUUUCGCCUCCGCAUGGCUGAUGAUGGCAAACUGUUCAGAGAAGAAUUUAAUUCUUUGCCUUGUGGUUUUGGCUGUGGGACCUUUGAGGAGGCAAGCAGAGAAGAAAACAGAGAAAAGAACAGAUACCCCAAUAUUCUGCCAUAUGACCAUUCAAGAGUGCUGCUUUCACACAUAGAUGGAUAUAUGGGCUCAGAUUACAUUAAUGCAUCCUAUAUAGAUGGCUACAGAGAAAAAAACAAAUUUAUUGCAGCUCAAGGCCCAAAACCAGAGACAGUGGGAGAUUUCUGGAGGAUGGUUUGGGAGCAUAAAUGUGCCACUAUAGUCAUGUUGACCAACACAAGAGAGAGAAAAGAGGAGAAGUGCUAUCAGUACUGGCCUGAGCAGGGCUGCUGGAUCUAUGGCUGUGUGAGGGUGGCAAUGGAAGAUUUUACUGUGUUGGUGGACUAUACCAUCAGGAAGUUCUGUGUGCAGCACCACGCCGCUGAAGGCUGCAGACCUCCAAGGCUGGUCACUCAGCUGCAUUUCACCAGCUGGCCUGAUUUUGGCGUACCCCUUUCUCCUAUUGGCAUGCUUAAGUUCCUCAAAAAAGUCAAGAGUGUCAACCCUGCCCAUGCUGGACCAAUCAUAGUGCACUGUAGUGCCGGGGUUGGCAGGACCGGGACCUUCAUUGUGAUUGACGCCAUGAUGGAUAUGAUGCAUGCUGAGGGCAGGGUGGACGUGUUCGGCUUUGUGUCCAGAAUCAGAAAGCAGCGCUGUCAGCUCAUUCAGACAGAUAUGCAGUAUUCAUUCAUUUACCAGGCAAUUUUGGAGCAUUACCUGUUUGGGGACACGGAGUUAGACAUCGCUUCCCUGGAGGGUCACCUUCAUAAACUCCACAACACGCACAUACACAUGGACCGCGUGGGCCUGGAGGAAGAGUUCAGAAAACUGACUAAUGUCCGCAUCAUGAAGGAGAACAUGAGAACCGGAAAUCUGCCCGCCAACAUGAGAAAGAACAGAGUUCUGCAGAUCAUCCCAUAUGACUUCAACAGGGUAAUAUUAUCAAUGAAGAGAGGCCAAGAAUUCACAGACUACAUUAAUGCAUCUUUCAUAGAUGGUUACAGGCAGAAGGAUUACUUUAUUGCAACUCAGGCACCUUUGGCUCACACUGUGCAGGACUUCUGGCGUAUGGUCUGGGAGUGGAAGUGCCACUCUAUCGUGGUGCUGACUGAGCUAAAAGAGAGAGAACAGGAGAAGUGUGUGCGUUACUGGCCAGCAGAGGGCAGUGUUUCGUUCGGAGAUUAUCUACUGGAGCUGAAAAGAGAUACACUUUGCGAGACUUUCAGUAUUCGAGACAUGCUGCUGUCAUAUGCAUCAGAGAAACAGACCCGUCUGGUCAGACAGUUCCACUUCCAUGGUUGGCCAGAGAUUGGAAUCCCGUCAGACGGAAAAGGAAUGAUUGACAUUAUUGCCGCAGUGCAGAAACAACAGCAGCAAUCUGGAAACAACCCUAUAGUGGUGCAUUGCAGUGCUGGGGCUGGACGGACUGGAACCUUCAUUGCUCUCAGCAACAUCCUAGAGCGGGUCAAAGCAGAGGGAUUACUGGAUGUAUUUCAGACCGUGAAGAGUCUACGAACUCAGAGACCACAUAUGGUCCAAACUGUGGAACAGUAUGACUUCUGCUACCGAGUUGUGCAAGAUUUUGUUGAUAUCUACUCCGACUAUGCUAAUUUCAAAUGAGUACAGAUAACCAACACACAUUUAUAUUUAAAGAAAAGCUAUUACUGUGGCUUAGUGACACUCCAUGCACUUGACAUUUACAAUAUUUUUCUUAUUUAUAUGCAGUACAAUUUUGGAUAUGACCAAACUCCAGUGGCUUAAACACAUCAAGUUGUUUGCAUUCAUUUUUUAACAUUUGUGUGUGUUCUUUAUGAGCAAAAAUGUUUUAUUUUUCUUUUAAAAUGACCAUAAGACAAAAUUGUUUUUAUUUAAAAAGUGUGUUCACAUCUGAAGUGUAAAGCAUUCCAUUCUCAGUAUUUGUUCCUUCUAUUUAUCCGACUUGCUUCCCCCCUAAAAAAAUUUGCAUGGUUAUUUGUGUGUACUAUAGUGUACUAAAAGUAGUUCUUCCAAAUUUGAAUUUUACAGCCAUCGAUGGCCAGACUCUGAUUUGCAUCAGCCCUGAUAAGUCACUUGUACCAUAGACGUGUUCUUCACCUCUCACUUCAUCUUCAUAACUAUAAUGAAACUUUAGCUGGCUUUAAAGUUUCUUUGAUGAUAAUGCUAUUUAUUACCAUGACUUUCCAAGUCAAUCAUAUAAUCAGGAGGCUAAAGAUGGGACAGAUAUAUGUAUUACAGCAUAAAAGAAAUCAAAGGAUGUAAUAAAUUCAUAAUGAUAUUAGGAUGUGUGGAAUAUAUAUGGUAAAAAUAGGUCAAUUGCCAUUGAGAUGACCAAGAAAAAGUGUCCCAAUUGACCGGAAUUCACCCCUACAUGCUAUGAAUGAAACUUGUUUAACAAUAAAGGAAUAGGUUCCUUUAAUUAUUCCCUACAAACAUGAUUGAUACAUCAAUAAGUUGUGUUUGUCUGCUUGUUUAAACAAAUAAACAAAUUCAGGGGAAAAACUAUUUGUGCUGUCACUGCAGUGUUCUUACAGCAGGGUAAUGAGGAAAGACAUAUGCCUUAAUCCUGAAAAACACCAUUUUCUGCAAUAAAUGUUUCAGUCAAUA
Molecule: messenger RNA, 4595 nt
Organism: Danio aesculapii
Lineage: Eukaryota; Metazoa; Chordata; Actinopteri; Cypriniformes; Danionidae
Gene: ptpreb
Product: protein tyrosine phosphatase receptor type Eb
Exons: 18
Coding region: 1713-3611 (632 amino acids)
Biological process (GO): protein dephosphorylation
Molecular function (GO): protein tyrosine phosphatase activity
Source: RefSeq, a predicted model, not a curated record